This is a messenger RNA of Tripterygium wilfordii, 999 nucleotides long. Its product is annotated as ADP-ribosylation factor 1-like 2. The record is from RefSeq and is a predicted model, not a curated record. Gene Ontology annotation, biological process: intracellular protein transport; vesicle-mediated transport. Gene Ontology annotation, cellular component: cytoplasm. Gene Ontology annotation, molecular function: GTP binding; GTPase activity. NCBI's taxonomy places the organism in Eukaryota, Viridiplantae, Streptophyta, Magnoliopsida, Celastrales, Celastraceae. The transcript is spliced from 6 exons. The coding region runs from base 164 to 745 and encodes 193 amino acids.
AAGGAGAAGAACAAACUUUCCUCUGAAAAGUGGGAUUUCUGAGAGCAAGAAGAAAAAAAACCUAACGCAACCUUUUAUUCAACACAAAACCCUGACAAACGUGUAUCCUGAGAAGAAGUUGAAAAUCUCAGGGAAAGAGGGGCAAUCAAGACUCCGAUAACGCAUGGGUCAAGCUUUUCGCAAGCUUUUCGAUGCCUUCUUUGGCAACACCGAGAUGAGGGUUGUGAUGCUGGGACUUGAUGCUGCUGGUAAAACUACUAUUUUGUACAAGCUGCAUAUCGGAGAAGUACUAUCUACUGUCCCUACAAUUGGAUUCAACGUGGAGAAAGUUCAGUAUAAGAAUGUGAUAUUUACUGUUUGGGAUGUUGGCGGACAAGAAAAGUUAAGGCCAUUGUGGAGGCAUUAUUUUAACAAUACAGAUGGACUGAUCUAUGUUGUUGAUUCCUUGGACCGAGAGCGGAUCGGAAAAGCAAAGGCAGAAUUUCAGGCCAUCAUCUCGGAUCCUUUCAUGCUCAAUAGCGUCAUCUUGGUGUUUGCAAAUAAGCAGGACAUGAAAGGAGCAAUGUCACCAAUGGAAGUAUGUGAAGGACUAGGUCUGCUUGAUCUCAAGAACAGGAAGUGGCACAUGCAAGGGACGUGCGCGCUGAGGGGAGAUGGACUUUACGAGGGCCUGGACUGGUUAGCUAGCACAUUGAAAGAGAGGAGAGCUGCUGGAUACUCCUCUGUUGGCACCUCAUCAUUCUAAUGGCCCCAGACGUUGCAUCGUUGAUUUUAUCUUACAUUUGCCUUCUUUUGUAGAUGAAGUUAGGCUUUGAGAUUUGUUAAAGCACAGUAGAUAAAAGCUCGUAAAUUCACCCCCGGGCACUUAAUUAUAAUCAGAUCCAUUGGUUUGUCCAAAUCUGAUGAUAAUUUGUGGUGCUUACCACAUGUGACUGAAAUGUAUAUUAUAAUGUUGAUGCAACAAUGUUAAGUGAAUCAAAACAUGUGCUUACGUUUAAA